AUGUCACAUAAGCCUGUAAUAUUAUUCCCUGGUCUUGGAGGCUCGCCUCUUUAUGGGAAUGUUUCAAAGAAGCCAUAUUGGUAUUGUGGAAUUCAUGAAAAUGAAAUAAUUUAUAUAGGCAAAAGGAUUAUAUUUCCAUUCCAAUGGAAUUGUCUGCUCGAUUAUUUAAGAAUGGAGUGGGAUCCAAUAAAUAACAGAACAAUUGAGCCAAAUUAUAUUCGAAUUAAGCCUAAGCCAAUAGGAAAGAUCGAUAAUGUAAAUCAUGUAGACACGAUAUUCUUUAAUAUUCAUGUUGUUCCAUAUUAUAAAAUUUUAGCAGACCGAUUCAUUAAAGAAGGCUAUAAAGACCAGUAUGAUAUUUUUGGGGCUCCAUAUGACUGGAGAUAUGGAGCAAACCAAAAAAUGGAAUAUUUUGAGAAUUUGAUAAAAUUUAUCGAAGAAAUUCAUCAAAAAUUAGGUCAAAAAGUAGUAUUGCUAGGGCAUUCCAUGGGCUGCUUUUUAGUUAACAAUUUAUUGACCAUUUUAAAAGAUAAAUCUUGGGUUCAAGAACAUAUUGACUCUGUUAUCUAUAUAGCCCCAUCCUUUGGGGGCUCUGUGACCUCAUUUGAUACAAUCAGAACAAAACGUGUUCCAUUUUUCUGGUAUCUUGGUAGAUACAAGAAAACAUUGAGUACGAAUCAAGGAAUUUCAAUACAUAUGCCUAACUUCGCGAUAUUUGGAAACCAAACAAUAUUGUAUGGAAAUGAUGGGAAAGAAUAUAAAGCCCACGAACUCCCUGACUAUUUAGUUAAUCAUGGAAAACUAUAUGGCGAUUUUCUCCAUAUUUUCAAUGAAAUCAAACAUUUCUUUGUAAAUGCUCCUAAGCAACCAGAUGUUCCUGUUGCCGUAAUAUAUAACUCUGGACUGUAUACAUUGCAAAGUGUUGACUUGAGGAAAUCAAUUUUCACAAGGAGUAAUUAUGGACCAGGAGAUCUUAUUGUUAAUGCGGAAGGUCCAAAAUACAUUUGUGAUAAUUGGAAGAAUAUUACAUGUUAUGACUUGAAUUCAUCUAAUCCUUUCCUUAAUCACCUCACAAUGUUAUAUUCCAGCACUCUUCAUGAUCUCAUAUUUGAUUGGCUAAAUGGUUAUCAAUUCACAGCACAUAGCCAACCACCUAAUAGCAUAAAAGAAGAAUUGUAA
Messenger RNA from Trichomonas vaginalis G3, 1179 nucleotides. Its product is annotated as O-acyltransferase protein. NCBI's taxonomy places the organism in Eukaryota, Parabasalia, Trichomonadida, Trichomonadidae. Gene Ontology annotation, biological process: lipid metabolic process. Bases 1 to 1179 code for a protein of 392 amino acids. The transcript has a single exon. The record is from RefSeq and is a predicted model, not a curated record.